UCUAGAGUCUGUAGCGAAUGGUCUGGCCGGUAGUAAACUCAGGAAAUGAUGACUGUAUAAUUAAUCCUCGAAACCGUCCCAGGAGUGAACCUGUCCUGUUCCCCCAUUUAACAAAUGAAUAAAGUGAGGCGCAGAGAAGUUACAGGAUCUUGCCCGAGGUCACACAGCCGUGAAACGCAGAAUCCCGUGCUUGAACCUCCGUCUCUUUGGCUCCAACACUACAGUCAGUGCUGGAAGAGGAUCGCGCCACCCGCUCGACUCCAGAGAAAACGCUACGCCAAUGAGGUGGGGGAGGCCUUCCGCUCCCUGGUGCCUGCAGCUGUCGUGUGGCUGAGCUAUGGUGUGUCCAGCUCCUACGUGCUGGCAGAUGCCAUUGACAAGGGCAAGAAAGCGAGAGACGCACCGAGCCCUGAGGCAGGCCGCAGCACCAGGGUGACCGUGGCUGUGGUGGACACCUUUGUGUGGCAGGCUCUGGCCUCUGUAGCCAUCCCAGGCUUCACCAUCAACCGUGUGUGUGCUGCCUCUCUCUACAUCCUGGGCACUACUACCCGCUGGCCUCUGGCUGUCCGCAAGUGGACCACCACCGCCCUGGGGCUACUGGCCAUCCCCAUCAUCAUCCACCCCAUUGACAGGUCGGUGGACUUCCUCCUGGACUCCAGCCUGCGCAAGCUCUACCCCUCAGUGGAGAAGCCCAGCUCCUCCUGACCCCACCCUGGUACCUGGCCUGAAGGUUGGCCCACUCCCUGCUCUGUUCCAACUCCUUCCUCCUGCCAGGGGAUAGAGAUGCCUGGCUCCCUGGGGUCCGAGGCCCUGGCAUCUGAAUGCGUUUAAGCUGAAUGAAAAUUGAGAGUCAAAGACCUUAGAACAGCAGCUGCAGUGACUCACAGACAGGACCUGAAUUCCGUCUGCUUCCAUGGAAUCUGUGAUACUGAGCCAAACUGGACUCUUGAGUGGGUCCAGCCCUGUCUCUGACAGGAUAAUAACAUCCUCCCAUGGAGGGUAAGGAGACUGAGGCCCAGACAAGGCCAGGAACAUGGCCAAGAUCACUUGGCAAGCUGGGGACCCAGGACUCCCAACAGCUCAGCCCGGUCACCCCACGGCAGCCUGGCUGACGGAGGAGCACAGGCACUCGGAGAAAUGCAGCAGUACACUAGUGGGAACCCUGAGGACUGAUUCUCUGCCAGCCCCUUCCUGGUGCAGGGGCUGCUGGGGCCUGGCUGGAAGGCAGGACAGCCCCCAGUCCAAUAAAUCCUUAAGAAGUUGA
Hippopotamus amphibius kiboko is the source of this 1264-nucleotide messenger RNA. It is a transcript of the gene MTFP1, whose product is annotated as mitochondrial fission process 1. Gene Ontology annotation, biological process: mitochondrial fission. The transcript is spliced from 4 exons. Lineage: Eukaryota; Metazoa; Chordata; Mammalia; Artiodactyla; Hippopotamidae. Gene Ontology annotation, cellular component: mitochondrion. The coding region runs from base 115 to 705 and encodes 196 amino acids. The record is from RefSeq and is a predicted model, not a curated record.